This is a messenger RNA of Acanthoscelides obtectus, 1698 nucleotides long. The record is from the annotation of a GenBank genome assembly. Lineage: Eukaryota; Metazoa; Arthropoda; Insecta; Coleoptera; Chrysomelidae.
AUGCCUCGCAAGGGCUUAACAUAUGGAAAAUGGAGCGAAGAAAACAUGAAGAAAGCAAUAAAACUGUACAAAACGGGAGAAUUUGGACUUAAUGCGAUCUGCAAGAGAUAUCAGAUUCCAAAGCCAACGUUCAAGAGGCAUUUGUUAGGGACAAAUGUCAAAGCAAAGGAAGGACUAAAAUCACUAGGUAGGGUCCAAGUAUUCAGCACCGAAGUAGAGCAGGAGCUAGAAAAUCAAAUCCUGAAAAUGGAAGAAAUUUUCUUUGGACUCACCAUUCAAGAUAUUAGAAGAGCUGCCUAUCAGUUUGCAGAGAAGAAUGGAAUAAAACAUAAUUUCAACAAAGUGAAGGGGACAGCCGGUAAAGCAUGGUUUUAUAAUUUCAUGAAAAGGCAUCCAAAGCUUUCUUUAAGGCAGCCGGAAUCAACAUCGCUAGCUAGGUGCAAGGGAUUUAACAGACAGAAUGUCAAUCACUUUUUUGAUAUUUUAGAGAAGUUAGUUGAUCAGUAUAAAAUAGACGCGACAAGGAUUUACAACGUAGAUGAGUCUGGGUUUUCUACAGUUCAGAAAAAAUGCCAAAAAAUAAUUGCUAAAAAAGGAAAGAAAAACGUUGGGGCAGUGGCCAGCGGCGAACGGGGAGUGAAUACCACGUUCAUAGUAUCCACCAAUGCAGCAGGAAACUUUGUAGCGCCUAUGAUAAUUUUUAAAAGAAAAAGGAUGGUGCCAGAACUUGCAGAAGGUGCCCCUCCAGGCUGCUUAGUUCAAAUUUCAGACACAGGAUAUAUUAACUCUGAAUUAUUCGUGGUUUGGCUACAUAAAUUUAUUGAAGUGGUGAAGCCAAAGCCCACCCCCGAAGAUAGAGUGAUCCUAGUUCUGGAUGGGCACACGACACACUCCAAGAACCUGGAGGCAAUCAACUUGGCUCGACAACAUUGUGUAAUUCUCCUACAAUUGCCAGGGCAUACCACAAAUCGGCUUCAACCACUAGACGUUGCAAUAUUUAAGCCAAUGGAGGUCUACUACGAUCAGGCAGUUGAACGAUGGAUGCGAGAACAUCCAGGAUUAUCAGUGACACAACAUCAGGUUGCUAAACUCUUAGGAGAGGCAUAUGGAAAAUCUGCAACUGUUGGCUUUGCAAUAAAUGGAUUUGCGAAGACUGGAGUAUGGCCUGUGAAUAGACAUGUUUUUACAGAUGUAGAUUUUGCAGCAAGCGAUGUUUUAGUCAAUAAUUCAUCUCAGUUACCCAUAGGAAAGAAUAAAAACCAAAUUGGACAUGAUGAAGACGAUUCUUCUGACGACGAUAUCCCUCUGUCUAAGCUAAUGUCAAAAGACGGUGCUCCAAAGAUUAACUCUGAAGGAAACAGCUGCUUUCCAGGAUCUGGCGAUUGGGGGAAUAGACGAAUAGAUUCUAAAAAUGCUCAACAGCAAAAAAAUGUAGAUCUCCCAAAUAUCUCAUUUGAUGAGAUCAUUUGCUUGGCAGGGACUAGCGGAUUGGGAAACAAACCACGGAUCAACAAAAAUGCCCAACAGGCUGCAGUGCUUACAAGCACCCCAUAUAAGGACGAGUUAGAAAAUAGAAAAAAAACCGUGCUUAAUGAAAAAAAAGGUGCAGUGAAAAGGGCAGUAAUGUCAGACUUACAUGAAAAUUCAAAAGAAAAAAUGACAGCCAAGACAAGAUAUAUGAAAUCCAGAAAUUCUUGA